CCAAAGACCGGCGCCAGCGAAAUUCUGUCUGCUGUCCACUGUGGUUUGGAGUCCACGGACACGCGAGCUUUAACACAUUUUAGGGGCGUCGUCGAUGGCUGAUUUGUGCCUCGGUUUGCAUUUUCACCAGCCGGAAAAUGGGAAUAACUGGCCUGCUGCCUCUCCUGGAAAAGGCGAAAGUGUCCCGGCCCGCAAACUUGAAAGAGUUCCAAGGAUGUACCGUGGCAGCUGAUGCCUACUGUUGGCUUCACAAAGGAGCCUUCGCAUGUGCCGACAAACUUGCUCGUGGCGAAGAAACGGACAUGUAUGUCCAGUACUGUAUGAAGUAUGUCAAUAUGCUUCUUGCCCAUGACAUAAAACCUAUUUUAGUGUUUGAUGGAAGACAUUUGCCUGCAAAGGCCCACACCGAAAAGAAAAGAAGAGAGAGAAGAGAGGAAAACCGUAAGACAGCAGCAAAUCUUCUUCGGCAGGGUAACACCACAGAAGGCCUGAACUACUUGAGGCGAUGCAUAGAUGUGACACAUAAAAUGGCGUUAACUCUCAUGCAAGAGUGUCGAAGACGAAAUGUUGACUGCAUUGUGGCUCCGUAUGAAGCAGAUGCUCAGUUAGCUUUCUUUAGCCGUGAAGGUAUUGCAGAUGUCAUCAUCACUGAAGACUCUGAUCUUCUUUUGUUCGGUUGCAAAAAGGUCAUGUUUAAGUUGGACCUGGCGGGUAAUGGCAUUUUUGUGGAUCAAGAGCGAUUGUAUCUCUCCAUGGGACCAAGGCCACAGACGUAUUCAUUUGAUAAAUUUCGCUAUAUGUGUAUACUGUCUGGUUGUGACUACUUAGACUCCCUUCAAGGCAUAGGCCUCGGCAAGGCUUCCAAAUUUAUUACACGUACACAAGAUCCUGACAUUCACAAGGCAUUAAGUAGACUACCAUCCCAGCUAAAUAUACGUGGUUUGACGGUAUCUAUGGAAUACAGAGAUGAGUUUAUGAAAGCUGAUGCUAUGUUCCGGCAUCAGUUAGUCUUUGAUCCCCUCACAAGGAAACCAAAGCCUCUUACACCACACCGAAGUGUCCAUCCAGGUUCUCCUUUAGCCUGUGGCCCCUUGCCUGGGUGUGUUCCAGAAUUUGAUGAAGACACCAGUUACCAGCUCGCUCUUGGGAAUCUAGAUCCAUUCAAGUUAGAAAAGGUUGAUAGUUAUGACCCAAUGUCUCCGAGGGAUCCAAGCCAGGGAGUCAGAACAAAAGGAUGGAAUCAAACUGCAGUAGCUCCCCAUCCAAGUAUAUGGGAUCCCAAGUUCAAAGAAAAGAUGACAAAACCACCACCAAGAGUAGUUCCAUCAUUUAUGCCUAAUGAAAGAAAAUUUGUUAAUAAGGAAAAAAUUGAAGCUGUGGAUACCAACAAACUGGCAAACAAAAACAAGAAACGAAUUUUAGAAGAAGAUGACAUGUCUGUGGAUGCAAAGAGGCGUUCUCUGGAUGUCAGGGAUUCUAUCCUCACGUCCAUAUACACAAGCCCUGAUCAUUCCAACGAUCAAAGCUCAGCCAGUGUGUGUGAAUCUUACAGUCCAGAAGUUCAAGAAUCUCCAACUUCUCCCAUUCUUUGUAGUAAAAGAAGAACCAAAAAUCCAUUUGUCCGGAGUCCCCAGAGCACUAAUGUUUCUGACAAUAGACAAAUGAUACAUCCGGACACUCCAGUACCAAGUAGUACCAAGCAGACUAGCAAAUUUAGUGCUCUUAGUAAAUUUGCUCGUGCUGUCCAUAGAACAUCCAUUGAAGGAAAACCAAUUGUUCAAAGCAGGUAUUUUGGUUCAACAAGUACAGGUUCUGAUGAGUCUGCUGAAAGUCACUCUCUCCUACGAGAUGUUUCUAAUACACUUGAUGAUAGUCCUGAAAAAGAGUUCAACGUAAUGGAGAUUUACAAGAAAACUCCUGAAGAAAGGAUAGACUCCCCAAGGAUACAUAGAAAGCCCUUAUUUGCAUCAAUGUCGAGUUCAAUCAAAGAUUCUCCAGCAAAUUCUGAUAAGACUUCAUCUAAAUCGGGUUCAUUUUCAAAAGAUGAUGCUGUGAAAAUCAUGAACGAAAAGUUUGCAAAACAGGAUUGUGCUCCUAAAUUACAAGCAUCACCUUCCAAGAACCCGUUUAAAAAAAAUGUGCCAUCUCCAUCCAAGAUAGUAGCUGAUGAAAAUUGUGCCUCUGGGAGUUUUGUAGAUGAGGAGCAGCCAUUUGAACACAGGCAAAUUUAUGCUAAUGAUUAUGAAGAUGCAGAUGACCCUGGUUUUGAGUCUAGCACAAGCCUCACUCCAUGCAGCCCCACCAAUGUACCAUCGCAACCUGAUGAUGGAUUUGAAAGUCCUAGUAAGGGACACAAUGAAGCAAAGACUGCCCGUCUAAGUAAACAACCCACCCCUAGCAAUCGCAAGCUAACUUGCCGUACGCCUGGUCUGAAAAAGAAAUCCCCAACUGUUCAAGGACAAAGCAAACUAAGUGCCUUUGGGUUCAUGCCCAAAUCCAAACUUCAGAGGUCAUGAACAUCAGGUUGGGGGCUUCUGUACAUUUUUUUUUUUUUGGUAAAAGUGUUGUUUUUUUUUAAACUAUUUUAUUAUUAAAGAAUAAUGUAUGUUUCUCUAUUUGAUUGUUCUUUGUUGACUGGUUUUCAUAAACCUUUGUAUGGUUCAUUUCACAUGCUUGCUGCCUCUUUUGACUGACUAGGGUAAUUUUCACUGAGGUCAUUACCUGAACUGAAAGUUGUCCAUGUGUUUUAUUUUAAAUCUUGUGAUGAGACUAGGAUUU
Molecule: messenger RNA, 2778 nt
Organism: Thrips palmi
Lineage: Eukaryota; Metazoa; Arthropoda; Insecta; Thysanoptera; Thripidae
Gene: tos
Product: exonuclease 1
Exons: 13
Coding region: 138-2516 (792 amino acids)
Biological process (GO): mismatch repair; DNA recombination
Cellular component (GO): nucleus
Molecular function (GO): metal ion binding; DNA binding; 5'-flap endonuclease activity
Source: RefSeq, a predicted model, not a curated record